AUGUAUGAUAUAAAUGAACUAGAAACAUCAUGGAAAACUUUAAAAGAAAAAGCUGAGAAUACUAGAAUUAAUAAUCAACAUUUUUUGACAUCUCUUAGGGAUAAGUCUGCCACUAACAACAAACCUAAGGUUUAUAGCAUGACAGACGAGUUUGAUAAAGAUGAAUUACCAAUUAAUGAUGAAAAUGCUCGUAAAAAUCAUUCAGAAGAAGAAAGAAUAUCUAAAUUGAUGAAUUACACUUUAAGAGAGUAUAAAGAUUGGGAGUUAAAACAAAACGAAUACACUACUGAAUCUCAGACUAAUUCUAAAGAUGACCAAAUCGAAUCACUGGAUAGCCUUGCAAAAAGAACUUACGAUAAAGAUAUCAGGAAACUAAAUAAAGCUUUACGUGCUACAAACUCAGGCAACAAAUCCAAUAAACCUGGGAAAAUUAUUAAAAAUCACAGGAAUGAAUCUAAUAAGAUAGUUAUUAAAGAUGAUAAAUUUUUGGUAGAAGAAUUAGUUAAUAAUUUAAAGACUAAAAGUGAUAGAUUAUAUAAACAUUUAGGUGAAAGGAGAAAGAAUUACUCUACUACAUUAAGUGGGCACGUCAAUACAAAAAAUCAAGAAUUUAAUGAGAAAUUAACUAGGGAAUGGAAAAAGCUCAGCAAUUCGAUAGAUCAUAUAUGA
Molecule: messenger RNA, 669 nt
Organism: Henningerozyma blattae CBS 6284
Lineage: Eukaryota; Fungi; Ascomycota; Saccharomycetes; Saccharomycetales; Saccharomycetaceae
Gene: SYF2
Product: Syf2p
Exons: 1
Coding region: 1-669 (222 amino acids)
Source: RefSeq, a predicted model, not a curated record